AUUCUCAGCCUGGCCUUUGAGAUGAUGGGACUGGGAAACGGGCGUCGGACCAUGAAGUCGCCGCCCCUUGUGCUGGCUGCCCUGGUGGCCUGCAUCAUUGUCUUGGGCUUCAACUACUGGAUUGCGAGCUCCCGGAGCGUGGAUCUCCAGCAGCAGUGGUUUCUACAGUCCUGUAAGUCAAUGGUAGAGCCCCUUGCAAACCUGAAGGCUGAGUGUGGGCACUCCCUUCCUCGUGGUCACCUUCUUACCUGGGCAGCCCUGUGUCAACCAGGAGCCCAGGUCUCCUCUGGACAGCUGUGCAGCCAUGCACAGGGUCCCAGCGAGGGGCUCCGGAGACUGGACCCGUUGAGCGGCGCGAGUCGCCAGGCGUGCCCUGUCGCCACCUUUCGCCCUGACCGCCUUCCCUCUGGUCCCUUCUCGGCCCGGGGCUCGCGCCCAGGGACUCCGCGCCGGUCCCUGGAGACACCGCCCAGCUUGCGCCCCGGCUGCAGCCUUCUUCCAGAGUCCGCUCGGGGCCGGCCCCUCACCUCCUCGCGCCGGAGCCCUUGGACCCGGCCGCCUGGACCUGCGGGGGCUCAGGUCCCCGGCGCCGAGGGGUCGUGCGAGGAUUCUCUGCCCCAGCGGAGGCCGGUCUGGGGCGAUGCGGAGCCAUUCUUUUUGUUCUUCGCUUGGUCACGCGCGUCAGCAUCCAAAGUCAGAAGCGUGCGUCCCCAAAGUCGCACUAGCGCCAGUCCUGCGGGCGUGGUGGGCGCGAGGGCCGGGACGGGAGGGUGGCCGCGCCGCUCCCCUCACCUCUGUUUCCUCCCUCCACCCCCGAGGCGCGCUCGGGCCGUCGCGGGCGCCCACGUUGGCAGCGGUCGCGUCCUGGCAGGUGACCUGGAGCUGGCCGCGCGGGCUGCUUGGACCGCGCCGCCGGACCCCAUGUGGAGCCCGUCGGGGAUGUUCCAGGUCCUCCCCGGGUGCUCAGCCUGGGCACCCAGCCCCUGUGCUUCAAGGAAGCCAAGCAGCCAUGUGGAAAAGCCACACACAGGUGUUGCAGCACCUAGCAUGUGCCUGGGCUCUGGGCUCUGCGUCUUCAGCAGCUUCCGUUCUGUUUUGGAGGAAGAUGAGAUUCCUUCAGAUGGCCAGAGAAUGAUUAUUAACAGCAAUAGGAGUUCCAUGAAGAGAUCAGGGUCAGCAGGGACCAGUGUGGCCAUGCCGGUGACCUGUGUGAUUUCCUGUCCUCCUUUUGGCUUAGACCAGUUAAAGGCCCUGCAGAAGAAUUAUGGCAAGCUACAGCAGGAUGUCCUCCAGUUUCAAAAGAACCAGACCAAUCUGGAGAAGAAGUUCUCCUACGACCUGAGCCAGUGCAUCAAUCAGAUGAAAGAGGUGAAGGAGCAGUGUGAGGAGCGGAUAGAAGAAGUCACCAAAAAGGGAAACGAAGCUGUAGCUUCCAGAGACAUGAGUGAAAAAAAAGACCAAGGCCAGCAGCUCCCAGCUCCCAAUGAGUCUCAGCCGAGAUUGCAGGAAGCAGGCCUGGCCCAGGCAGAGGCGCCAAAAGCAAAAGAAAAUAUGCCCAGUAAUGGCGAGCCCCAGACACCAGCCCCCACUUCUGAGGUGUCUGUGGAUUUGAAGAGACAGGGUGAGAAAGAGGAAACCAAUGACAUUCAGGUCAUCAGUGAGGAGCUUCGGAGGGACAGCCUGGGGCUGCCACCAGAACCAGACCUAAAGCAGGCUGUGGAAGAAGACAGACAAGCGGGCGGAAGAGGCGUGGGAGAUGCUGGAGACCUUGGCCAAACCCCACAGGUGCCAGCCGCCCUGUUGAUGAGCCAGGAAAAUGAGGUGGCGGAGGACCCUGAGCGGGACCAGCUCGUCAUCCGGGAUGGGCAGGAGGAGGAGCAGGACGCAGACGAGGAAGGGAGACACCAGCAAAAACCGGAAGAAGAUGAUGACUACAACAUGGAUGAAAAUGAGGCAGAAUCUGAAAGAGACAAGCAGGCAGCCCUUGCAGGGAAUGACAGAAAUGAAAAUGUUCUUAAUGCUGAAAAUCAGAAAAGAGACGAUAAAUUUACUUGAUGAACGUGAAAAGAGGAAUCACACACUCUGAAUUAAACUGGAAUCACAUACUUCGUGUCAGGACUGAACAGAGCUCACUACAAAACAGAGAUCACGAAAGAUUGAAUACUGUGAAAUGUACUAAGUAGAAUUUUCAUCUAAAGAUGAUCAUUGGGGAAUUUUAGUAUGUACUUUAUGUAGGAAAAUGAGAUUGUCUUUUCGACAUUUUUUGGGGGGGUACUUUUGAAGUGUCUAUAUUAAAGAUGUUAAAAUGGGUUGUCUAAUAGGUAUUUCAUGAGAUGAUCAACACCAAAAAUAGAACACAAGUUCUCCUUCAAGUAUAGUGACGGUGGCACUUCUUAGUCUGGAGUCUAACUUUAAAAGUCCGUCUUCUAACACAGAGGAGCAAUCCACUGUACUUAGAGAACUCCUUUUUCCCGGGUUCCUCCUGGAAUCAUUCUCUUUUCCACAUGGUGUGGCGAGUGACGGUAGCAACCUGGUCAGCAUGAACGAUUAUGUUUAUUCUUUCGUACGCUCAUCUCUCGUUCUGACACUCCAGCAACAGUUUUAAACGAGUCUAAAUACAAAGGUGUUUUGUGGGAGAAUUUUUAAAAAGACUACUUGUAUAAUAAUCCUUGUCAUUAAUGUUACGUGACUUGAAACUUCCAACACUUGUGAUCUAUACUUUCUUUGCUAAUAUGUGUGGGCAGAGCAAAGUCUUCAGUAAUAAGUCCAUAUUACCAAGGAAAACCACGAGUGGAUUAGACUUGACACAACGGGGGCCAGAGGAGGUGACCCCGGGUGCUCACAGCAGAGCACCAUGGGGCUAGUUGUAGACAAACUGCCUGUUUCAUUAGAGGAAAAGAGAAGAUAUAUCCAGUGUUACAAACAGGGAAGUUUAGAAAGGCAAGAGAAAUGUCAAGUGUUUUUAUCCUAGUUUACAUAUUUAGCUUAUGAUAAACAACUCAAAACUGAUUUAAAAAUAAAAAGUUAAUGUUAAUUUGAAAACGACGGAUCAUAAUUUACAUCAAUAAUAGUGACAUUAGGUUUGAUUUGAGUUGGUUCUUAAUAUUUCAAGUAAAUAGGUCCUUGCCACUUGUGAAUGACUGGCAGUCCCACUAGUGACUUUCAGUGAGGCUCUCUAAAGUGUAAGUGGGUGGUGAUGCUUCCUAAAAUAUAUUUAGAGUUACAGGGUUUGCGAUGCAGGCUUCUCGGGUCAUUUGGUAGAACCCCCUUGUUUUCAGAGGAAACGGGGGCCCAGAGAAGUUGUGGAGCUGAAGCCUGGCCGCACACCCAGUGUGGACCUGCUGUGCCCUGGCACCAGUGCAGACAGGACCUGGUUUGCAAUCAGGUUCAGAUCUCCUACUUGAAUGUUCACGUAUGAUAUCCUCUUACCUAAUCACUGAGAUUAAACUUCCACCCAGAAAAGGCACCUGAAGACAAGUAUGAGUAGCUUUAUAAGAUUUAAUCUAAGUCCUUGCCCAACCUCCCUUUUAGUCUUAGGGUUGAUAUUCUUUGCUUUCUCAAAUAAUUAAAGCCUCUGGUUCAUCUCAUGUUUGUUUAAUCAGUGUGCAUAGAGUUGCUGAGAAUGAAAUACUCUGCUUAGCUUUUAAAACUGCUUUCAGUUUUUCCUUCAUCCCCUAUUUGAUCCCUAAAGAACCAUCUUUUAAACUGCGGAGUGAGAAUGGGAUAGCAAUAUAAAUAAAAAGCAACCAUGAUGAUUUCAUCUUCAUUUACAGAGGCAUCAAAAGGCCAGUCGUUCAGCAGGUAUGUACUUUGAGCUAUUUUCCAGGCAGUCAUGCUAUUACCACUGGCUUCCUUUGAGAUCACAGGUACCCAUUCCGAGGCAACAAUUUAGAGGUAACAUGGCUGUUUAAACAAACAAAACAAAAUCCUGUGUAAUAAGUAUCAAGUAGGUACCAAACUGACCUUGGUUGUUUUUGGUGCCAUCCAAAGUUACAUCAGCAGUUAUCCCAAUUUUUCAUGGGUAUAAUGCUAUUUAAUUCACUUCCUCUUUGCUCUCAAAUGGCGUAUAGACAAGAGUGAUGAGUCAUUCGAUCUUUUCUCCUGCAGAUAAGACUGCAGAUGAAGGUUCCCUCAGCAACCUUGGACUACAGUAUCCUAGUAAUCUAAUCACAGCACAUACUUAAUGUAUGUGCUUUUGUGUGAUGAAACUUGAGAAAUAAAGCAUUACCUGUUAAGUCAGUAUGCUGUCAUUAAAUAACUAGGUUGAUAACUAGCAUGAUUAUUUAAUUGCUAAUAGCUGGUUAUCGAUUCAGAGUAGAGCCUAGAGUGGUGGAAGAAAAUUGUGAAUUCAGGGUCCUUUAAAGCCGAGGGGAUCGGUCUACUUCCACUGUGUUUUAGCCUAAAAGAUUAUUAAUUGUAAAUAACGAUAGUUUAUCAGGUACUGAACAACUUCUAAUACUUGUGUUUGAAAUGAAUUUUAGAAAAACAUAUAAAUUUAAAGAGGUUCCAUUAACUGGAUUACAUUUUUUCCACAUGGUUAGCUUAGACUUUAAAAAUGUUCAUUAGUAUCAGAAAGUUGGAAAAAUAGUUAUUUUAAUUGCGUAAAUGUUUGUAUAUUUGUGUGCUAUUCCUCAGCUAAGAGGACAACACUUUCUUGAACUGUACUAAGCCACUGUUCCUUAAAAACUGGUUUGUAAAAUUCUGAAAAUGUACACACUGAAUGAUUACUUAAAGUAGAUUAUCUUCCCAUGCACUUAACUAAACCCCCCAAAACUAAAAGGCUUUUUGUCUUUGCUGGUGUGCAUCUCUGGGAAAGUGAAGUGACUUUAAUAUUUUCAUCUUUAAACUAGAUAUAAACUUCAGAUGAGUUUUACAAACCAAGGCCCUAACCAGUUGAGACAAAUGCUUGUUUUAUAUCCUUACUCCUUAGAGUAAAAUUAUACCUUGUCCUGAGUUGAGUAACAUAGACCAUACCUUGCUUCUACAACUUACUACUCCAACAGAGAUUCUAGUACUGUGAUGGGUGCUUGGUAAAUAUCUGACUGUAAGUCCAAAUAAAUGAUUGUGAUUGAUCAGA
Hipposideros armiger (great roundleaf bat) is the source of this 5077-nucleotide messenger RNA. It is a transcript of the gene GOLM1, whose product is annotated as golgi membrane protein 1. Gene Ontology annotation, cellular component: Golgi apparatus. The record is from RefSeq and is a predicted model, not a curated record. Lineage: Eukaryota; Metazoa; Chordata; Mammalia; Chiroptera; Hipposideridae.